CGCCGCGCAUGCGCGCGAUGGGUCCCCGGCGCCCGCCAAUCGCAGUCGCGACGGUUGACGCGGCAUGGGCGGAUCCUUGCAGAAGGUUGGGGAUAGCGCUGGACUCCGGCUUCGCAGACGCGCAAGGAGAAGGAAGUGUCCGUGUUUCCUCAUCAAGUCAGGAAUGCCUCUCUUUGGGAGUAUAUUCAGCCCAAAGAAGACCCCUCCUCGGAAGUCUGCCUCUCUCUCCAACCUGCAUUCUUUAGAUCGGUCAACGCGGGAGUUGGAGCUGGGCCUUGACUAUGGAACUCCCACCAUGAACCUGGCGGGACAAAACCUGAAGUUUGAAAAUGGCCAGUGGGUGGCAGACACAGUGAUUAGCGGGGGUGUGGAUCGGAGAGAGACCCAGCGCCUGCGCAAGCGGAACCAGCAGUUGGAAGAAGAGAACAAUCUCUUGCGGCUGAAAGUGGACAUUCUGCUGGACAUGCUUUCAGAGACCACUGCAGAGUCCAACUUGAAGGACAAAGAAUUGGAUGAGCUGAAGAUUAGCAACCGCAGGAGGAAGUGAAGUGCCUGGGAAGGCUCGCUAGGAGAUUAGCAAGCGUCCCACUGACUGGGGAUGUGGCAGAGCCCUUUGAUUUUUAGUCAAAUUAAUAGACUUGCCCUAGGAGAGAGCAUUAACAGACCCUAGCUCCCUUGGACUUGGGGGUAGGGAAGUGGCACGGAUUGAAAGACAUCAAGGUUCCAACCAGGGCCAUAGCUUGGGCGGCACCAGACACACGACCCAUGGUGUCAAUCUAAGCAGGCCCCAGGAAGGUCUAGAAAACAGUCAGCCUUUGCUUGCUGUCUGCAGGGGACAGGUAUGACUAACUAUCCACGUCUCAGAGUCACCGUGUUCAGACAACUGGCAGUUCACCUCCUAACACGGUGGCUGGGGUUUGGCACUAGUUCCAGAGAGCACUUCCAGUGAGGGGAACGGUAAGUGGGUCUGGGUUCUCUGUCCCCUCCAGCCAUGUUCUCUCUGCCUUCAAAGAAUCCUCAUCCCCAAAUCCACAGCCUUUUCUGGCAUCAGCUUCCCAGCAGCAAGCUCCCACCUUCCACAGCACAUUGUAAUUUACUCGGCUUUCCUGUUUUGACUAUUUUUAUUUGUAUUAAAUGGUAUUCACUAA
Peromyscus californicus insignis is the source of this 1148-nucleotide messenger RNA. It is a transcript of the gene Cby1, whose product is annotated as chibby family member 1, beta catenin antagonist. Gene Ontology annotation, cellular component: nucleus. The record is from RefSeq and is a predicted model, not a curated record. Gene Ontology annotation, biological process: negative regulation of Wnt signaling pathway. Bases 65 to 547 code for a protein of 160 amino acids. The transcript is spliced from 5 exons. NCBI's taxonomy places the organism in Eukaryota, Metazoa, Chordata, Mammalia, Rodentia, Cricetidae.